UUCUUCCUUCAUCUAGCUUACUAUGUUUACUACACCUUUUGGGUCCGAAGUGCCUUCAUAGACCGUCCUGGCGACAACGAGUCUGUUUCCCUUACGAGUGAUGGAUAAUGAAUGAUGAAAAAGAGCCGGCUCUUAUACUGUACCCUGUUGACCAGGCUGGCCACAGCUGGUUCGUGGCCAAAGGAUGUAAUGGGCAUACAAAAUGGCGAUGACUCUUCAGUUCCAAGGCAGGUUAAUGAGAUGACACCGGCCGUAAUAUGGGAGCGAGUCGAAUAUGUUAUUGUUGAAGCGGAGGUCGUGCCGAGAAGAGUCAUAUUAGAGAGGUUACCGGAACCUACGACGUCAGCAAAGGGUGCUGCAGCAGUGCUUAUAUUACCACGACCAACAGCGGCUCCCGAGAAACGACAGAAUGACGGACAAAUACAAGCAUUAUCGGGGCAAAUAGCACAACUUUCGAUAUCUUUCUCAUCGGCAUCAUCUGCGAGUCAAUCAAUCUCACAGUCGGCACAACAGGUUCAACAAUCAGCAGAUCAGGCUUCUAGGGAGAACAGCCAGGCUCUGUCACGGACACAGUCCUCCGCAUCGAGUGCUGCCUCUCAGGCAAGUCAACAAGCCAACGACCGGAUCGCACAGGCAAGCUCCUCGAUGAGCAGCCAGAUAUCUCGUAAUCUGGCCAGUGUCCAAUCUAGUGCCAGUAGUGCUAUCAGUGUUGCGCAAGCUUCGGCCAGUUCGAGUAUGGCCAGUGCUGUGAAUGCAGCAAUGAGCCAGGUUCAAGCAGUAAGAGCCGAGGCAACUGCUGUUAAGAGCGAUGCGAAUAAUUUUGCGGAUCAAGUCCAGAAAAAUGCCAUCUCCACAACAAAUCUGGCGAUCAUUGUGGCCACAUCUGUCAGCGGCGCAGUGAUCCUCACGUCAAUAAUCGUCUGCGUCUUCUUACGCUAUCGUCGGAAGAGGAGAGAAACUCGUGAUCCGAGGUCGCCUACUCCAGACGAGAAAGGAUACAAUAAACCAGUCGCAGUCCGAGGAUCGACUAGUGGAUCACGUCUCAAUCCGUUCAGCAGUAGUCAGUCAUCAUUCGGUCAACUGAAAAUUCCAACUUUCGGUCCGCAGUCAGCAAGGAAAGAUGAGCCACUGAAUUUUGGCUUCGCCAUGAGUGACUAUAGUGACCUCAAAGAGAAGACCCUCAUAUCAGUUGAGGAAAAGCCUAAGGGGCAAACGCUGCGUACUGGGCCUACUGCUGGCUUCCGGCUACAAAAACCCCCAGUUGUGCAAAGCGCCGAAGUUGUGCGCGUUAUAAGGGUCAAUAGUAAGAAGGGUAAAGACCCGUCGUCCUCAAGAGCACCUGAGGAAAGCCCUCCGUUACCACAGCAGAUCAAGCCGGCGCAAGCAGAGUCUUCCCCAAAAACUGAAAUAGCCCAAGCUCAAUUCAUGAGAAAGCCGGUGGCAGUGAACAGCGCUGUAACUCCCAUUAUAGAGGGACCCAACGACGAAAGGCGGAAGACACCGGCCUCCACAGCACCAAGCGAACCACCACGAGAAAGCAAACGCUAUACCACCACCUCUGAAGCUAGCGGUGGAGCAAGCAGUCGCUACACAAUGAUCUCAACGGCUUCCAUAGAAACCGAGCCUGUACCGGACCGCGAGAGUAGGCGCUACACGAUGAUGUCUCAGCCCGACGCCGCCGGGGAGGCCGGCUGGCGCCCACCGAGCAGCCGUGGCGCCUCCCGCGCAAAUUCCACAAAAUCCAUCAACACGGCGCAGCGCCUCGCAUUCCGCGACUCCGGCGAUCCUGUGCCAGAAUCAGACGCAACAGGCUGGAAACAGCCCAAGGGCGGCUUCAGCAUGGCGAGCGUGAGCAGUCUCAUGCGUACGGAUAGUGCGAAUAUUGAUGAUCGCCAGCCUACGAUUCCUAGGCUGCCCAAGAGCGGGCCGAGGCAGGGGCCAAGCUUUGCUGCGUUCCCAAUGGUGAGAAAUGGCCCGCCUAGUGUGGUCAACCGGCCGAGACCGGCACUAAUUGGGAAGAUCAGGGAGGAUGCCGCGCGCAGGCUGCGAGACAAGGAGAGGAAGGCUUGAGAUGUCUGUAGUGGUGGGAAUGGUCGCGGCAGAUACAGCAUUAAUCCUAUUACAGGCGGCAGGUUUAUAGUGUAU
Messenger RNA from Truncatella angustata, 2145 nucleotides. RefSeq lists its product as uncharacterized. The transcript has 2 exons. The record is from RefSeq and is a predicted model, not a curated record. Bases 112 to 2070 code for a protein of 652 amino acids. NCBI's taxonomy places the organism in Eukaryota, Fungi, Ascomycota, Sordariomycetes, Amphisphaeriales, Sporocadaceae.